AUGGCGGGCACUUCUGCAUCCGCCGGCCUAGGGCACGAAGUCAUCAAAGGUGUCUCAUCUCCGUUCCCCAUCUCGCCUAAACCCCAGCGAGGUUUAGGCGAAGAAUCCCGGCGAGAAGCCAUUGCCGAAUGCCGAUCGCGCCAUGGCCGGCGCCACCCACCACCUGCGCCCUCGCCCUCACCUCCUCCUCCUCCGCUCGAGGAGCUCCGGAAGGUGCACGGCUUGUUCCUCCGCUCGCCCUUCCGCGGCGACCUCCGGGUCAACAGCAAGCUGCUCGAGAUGUACGCCGGGUGCGCCGCCACGCCCCACGCCCGCAGGACGUUCGACAACAUGCCCGGCCGCGACGUGGACUCGUGGCACGUCAUGAUCGACGGCUGCUCCGCGCUGCGGCUGUUCGAGUGGAUGAAGGAGUGCCUGGCGCCGACCGGCCACACCUAUGACCAAUGUGCUUGUGCCAACUCGGAGGCGUUCCUUUACUUCGAUGCCAUGUCCAGAGACCAUGGCAUCCAGCCUGGUGCGGAGCACUAUGUUGGCAUCAUUGAGGUGUUGGGGAAGUCGGGGCAUCUCAACGAGGCUCUCGAGCCAAACGCCAUGGUAUGGGAGUCAUUGUUGAACCUGGCGCGUAUGAAUGGUGACAUGCUCGAUCCAUCCGAGGCAAAUCCUAAGAAGCUCCCAACCCCACCUCCGAACAGGCAACUGGGGAUCAACAUGCUUGAUGGGAGGAACAAGCUGGCAGAGUACAGGUUGCCACCUAAGAUUGAAAAGAAGGUGGUGAAUGAGCAGAGGUACGUCCCAGAUACAAGGUACGUGCUCCACGACAUUGACCAGGAGGCGAAGGAGCAGGCAUUGCUGUACCAUAGUGAGAGGCUGGCGGUUGCAUAUGGUCUGACUAGCACCCCGGCAAGGACUCCGCUUCGCAGCAUUAAGAACCUCGGGAUGUGCGGGGACUGUCACACUGCCAUCAAGAUCAUGUCGAGGAUCGUUGGGAGAGAGCUCAUUGUGAGGGACAACAAGAGGUUUCACCAUUUCAAGGAUGGAAAGUGCUCUUGUGGAGAUUGA
This is a messenger RNA of Panicum hallii, 1059 nucleotides long. RefSeq names its product pentatricopeptide repeat-containing protein At2g15690, mitochondrial-like. Lineage: Eukaryota; Viridiplantae; Streptophyta; Magnoliopsida; Poales; Poaceae. Gene Ontology annotation, molecular function: zinc ion binding; RNA binding; protein binding. Gene Ontology annotation, biological process: RNA modification. The record is from RefSeq and is a predicted model, not a curated record.